UUGUAUAAAAAUAUACACGAAAUUGUGUACCCCUAUAUAAAGACCAAAGAAAAGAAGAAGAAGCUGAGAAGUAAGCAAAAUGGGAGAAGCAGAGGGGUGUAGCAAAGACAAAAGAUGGAGUCUUCAAGGCUUGACUGCACUUGUCACCGGUGGUACCAAAGGCAUCGGGCAUGCAAUCGUGGAGGAAUUAGCUGGACUCGGAGCCGUUGUGCAUACAUGUUCUCGAACUGAAACCGAGCUCAACGAUUGCUUACUCGAAUGGAAAGCAAAGGGUUUUCGAGUUACAGGUUCGGUGUGUGAUGUUUCGAAUCAAGCUCAAAGGGAAAAUCUAUUAAGCACUGUUUCCUCUGUGUUCAAUGGGAAGCUUAACAUCCUGAUAAAUAACGUUGGAACGAAUAUAGGGAAAAUGGUGACGGAUUACACGGCUGAAGAUGUUUCGUUUUUGACGAGCACCAACUUCGAAUCGGCUUAUAACAUUAGUGUAUUGGCACAUCCCCUUUUGAAAGCUUCCGCCGCUGCAAGCGUUGUGUUUAUUUCUUCAAUUGUUGGUGCAUUACCUAUAUGUACUGCGCCUAUAUUGGGAGCCAACAAAGGGGCCAUGAACCAUCUUGCGAAAUUCUUGGCAUGUGAUUGGGCAGGAGAUAAUAUUAGGGUUAAUGUCGUUGCUCCUGCAGUCAUCAAAACUCCCCUCUCUCAACGCUUUUUUGAAGGUAAUGAAGAAGGAUUAAAGACAGUCAUAAGCCGAACACCAUUAGGACGGCUUGGCGAGCCGAAGGAAGUGUCGGCCUUGGUGGCUUUCUUGUGCCUACCAGCGGCUUCUUAUGUCACAGGGCAGCUUAUUUAUGUUGAUGGCGGGAUGACGGUAAAUGGCCUCUGUUUUCCAAAUCAAACUACAAAACAACAUGAGCCAUGAGCCGUGAGCCAACUCAAAUUUGUGCGUAGUUUGUAAGUUGUGAUGUUUAAGACAUGUAUGAGCUAUGAGCUAGUGGAUUCAUAGCCACCCUUUAAUCCAAACUUUAAUAAAUAUUAUUAUAAUAAAAAUAGAUUUUAAAUA
Molecule: messenger RNA, 1054 nt
Organism: Gossypium raimondii (Peruvian cotton)
Lineage: Eukaryota; Viridiplantae; Streptophyta; Magnoliopsida; Malvales; Malvaceae
Product: tropinone reductase homolog At1g07440-like
Exons: 5
Coding region: 80-913 (277 amino acids)
Molecular function (GO): oxidoreductase activity
Source: RefSeq, a predicted model, not a curated record